AACCAUUCAAGCUUUCUAAACUGCUAGCCCUUCAUGUUCUCGCGGGAUUGUGCUGAGCUGGUCAAAGCUUUGGGCUCUUUCGACUUUGUCUGUGCCAAUAAGUGUUUGGUGCGCAUUAGCAAGGCACAUCCAACCGUGGGGUCGAUAUGUUCGAGGAUUAUCCAAUGCGAGAGCCUCUAUAGCUCAAUGCAGUUCCUCAAGCCCAAGAUCUUUAGACGAGAGGAUCAUCUGUAUCAAUUGUACAGUGAGAUCAUCGCAGAUGUUGAACGCGAGAUUGUGGCAUAUCACCACGUAAGCAUUGGGCUAUAUAGCAGUUCAGCAGAAGUCCUUACCGCUGCUGCUGCUUCGGAGUAUUCAAAGACAGUAGGGAACAUUAAAGCUCGCCAAGGUCAUUUAGGAGGACCUUCCGGGAACAGCUCCCCUAUCAUGAAUGUGUCUGAAUCAAGCCAACCCAGUAUUCAUCAAUAUAUUGCAGGAAUAAGUAACAUUGUCACAAAAGCUAGUGAUACUUCACUCGGUGGUGGAAGCAGUAAUAACAACAACGCUACCAUUGGAAGCAACGCCAGCAAUAUUCGCACCUAUAUAAAUGGCAACACAUACAUCAGUGGCAGUAAUGGCCAGUCAUCUAACCAACAAGGCACCGUCAGCGGUAACCAUGGCUAUGAGGAGCAAUCUGCAGCGGACCAUGUAGUACUUUACACCAUUCUUCGGGAGCUAUGUCAUCUGCGUAUAGCAUUAAUCCCAGUCUAUCGACUGUUGUCGCAAUCCACCGUCGAGAUUGAUGCAGACUCGAUUCUUCCAGAGGUAGAGCUGGCACUACAUGCUUAUGAGGAAUCCGUUGAAGCUAUAGAAAGUUUUCAAGCAUCAGUCCUUGGUACAGGCAUUGGACUAGAAAUCCGAGCCCUCAAACAUGGACUAUUAUUGAACAAAUCUAUUUGUGAAUAUGAUAUACAAAAGUCAGCUACAAAUUUGCAUCUCGCACGUAUCGCGCUGUCAGAAUGGAAAAAGAUUUCUUCAGAGCAAGAAUAUGCGGAUAAAACCUAUCAUCGGCCUGAGGAGACAUCAUGGAGGCUGAGCAUAUUUGGAUCGUCAACGUCAUCAUCUAUUCCUAAUGCAGGUAGUGGUAGUGGGGCAGGAGCAGGAGCAGGGAGAGGCAUGACAGGAGGCACAGACGAAAAGUCUAAAGCAGCGCCGACAUCAUCCGUUUCAUGGAAGAGUGGUAAAGUAAACUUGCAACCAAAUCAUCUUCUAUGGCUCAGCCGAUGGAUCGCGAGCGAAAAGUCGAAAAUGACUAUCUAUUUCAUGGAUAUUUUAUUGGAGAAGGAGCAGGCGAUUGGGGGUGAUGACCGAAGUUUAUGGGCCAACAUGGAUCCUGAUAUGCAUGGAAUGAUCCGAACAUUUAGGAAAAAGGCAGGCGCACACAGUAUUUCAUUUGUAUAUGAGAUUUCAGGGGGGAUGCGCUUUUCGACUCUAGGAUUGGUUAGCGCUAAUAUGCCUUACGAACCUCCAACAGGACUAAAUUCAUUUCCAUGCAUAUACAGUUAUCCGCCUGACCCCCCAAGGGAUCAUUGGCCCAAUAUUAUCUCAAUCAUGCAAGGAAGUGUCAACAUAUUAAGCCAAUAUCGGAGUCAAUACUUUUAUGAUCGAAAAAUCGGGUGCACUUAUUAUAUCACGCGGAUCGAUUUGCAUGUCUCAAUUGUCAUCAUUUACCUUGAUAAACAUCCUCAACCUGAUGUUGGAGCAAUGGAUUUCUUGCAACUCUUGGCCAGUAAAUUGAGACAUACAGACGUGUUAGCGGCCAUGCGCCUGGACUGAGUCUUUCAAUCAAUACUUUGAUAACUGAAUAACCAUAUAAUAUAAUUUGUAAUAAUAAAACACUC
Messenger RNA from Lobosporangium transversale, 1880 nucleotides. RefSeq lists its product as hypothetical. Bases 34 to 1815 code for a protein of 593 amino acids. The record is from RefSeq and is a predicted model, not a curated record. The transcript has 6 exons. NCBI's taxonomy places the organism in Eukaryota, Fungi, Mortierellomycota, Mortierellomycetes, Mortierellales, Mortierellaceae. Gene Ontology annotation, cellular component: KICSTOR complex. Gene Ontology annotation, biological process: protein localization to lysosome; negative regulation of TORC1 signaling; cellular response to amino acid starvation.